UGCUCACGUCGCAGGGACGCCAGAGUGAGCGGAGCCUGUGGCGCGCGGUGCAUUGUAGGAUCGCUCGCCUUUCAAAUCGCUACGGGGGUGGGCUGGUCUUCAUCGGCCGGCGCUACUAAAGCGCUUCGUUUGCACUUCGGCAUGAGAGUGUUGGGCAUGUUAAAGGACACAUCGAGGAACGAGCUUCGUGACGUCAAGCUUUCAUAACACCGUCCGGAGACGCCAUGGCUGCGGAAGCAGGGCCCAGUACCACCCCUGGGGAGGAGAUGAAUGGCUCUGGGAACCUUAUGGACAUACUUGAUGAGCCAUUUCCAGACGUCGGGACCUAUGAGGAUUUCCACACCAUCGAUUGGCUGAGGGAGAAAUCCAGGGACACCGACCGCCACCGGAAGAUUACCAGCAAGAGCAAGGAGUCCAUCUGUGACUUCAUUAAGAGCCUCCUGGAUGCCUGGUCCGGGUGGCUGGUCAUGCUGCUCAUCGGCCUCCUGUCGGGAACACUGGCCGGUGUCAUAGACCUGGCCGUGGACUGGAUGACAGACCUGAAGGAGGGUGUGUGCCUAUCGGUCUUCUGGUACAGCCACGAGCAGUGCUGCUGGACCUCCAAUGAGACCACCUAUGAUGACCGCGACAAGUGCCCGCAGUGGCAGAAGUGGGCGGAGCUGAUGACCGGCUCCUCGGAGGGGGCAGCAGCUUAUGUGUUGAACUACUUCUUGUACGUCCUGUGGGCACUGUUCUUCUCCUUCCUCGCGGUGUCUCUGGUGCGGGUCUUCGCCCCCUACGCUUGCGGGUCAGGCAUUCCUGAGAUAAAGACCAUCCUCAGUGGCUUCAUCAUCCGCGGAUACCUGGGGAAGUGGACACUGCUGAUCAAGACGGUCACGCUGGUGCUCGCCGUGUCGUCCGGGCUCAGUCUGGGGAAGGAGGGACCGCUGGUGCAUGUCGCCUGUUGCUGCGGCAACCUCUUCAGCAGCCUCUUCUCCAAGUACAGCAAGAACGAGGGCAAGCGUAGGGAGGUUCUGUCUGCGGCGGCUGCGGCCGGUGUCUCCGUGGCCUUCGGGGCUCCGAUCGGGGGAGUUCUCUUCAGUUUGGAGGAGGUGAGCUAUUACUUCCCCCUGAAGACACUGUGGCGGUCCUUCUUCGCCGCCCUGGUGGCCGCCUUCACGUUGCGCUCCAUCAACCCAUUCGGGAACAACAGGCUGGUGCUGUUCUACGUGGAGUACCACACACCAUGGUACAUGGCCGAGCUGGUGCCCUUCGUCCUGCUGGGUGUCUUUGGCGGCCUCUGGGGGACGCUCUUCAUCCGCGCCAACAUCGCCUGGUGUCGGCGCCGCAAGACCACACGGCUGGGCCGCUACCCGGUGCUGGAGGUGCUGGUGGUGGCGGGGCUGACGGCGUUGCUGGCCUUCCCCAACCCCUACACCCGCCGCAGCACCAGCCAGCUCAUCUCUGAACUCUUCAACGACUGCGGCUCCCUGGCCUCUUCCCAGCUCUGCGACUACGUGAAUGACCCGAACAUGACCCGGCCCGUGGACGACAUCCCCGAUCGCCCGGCAGGCGCUGGGGUCUACGCCGCCCUCUGGCAGCUGGCCCUGGCGCUGGUCUUCAAGGUGGUCAUCACCAUCUUCACUUUCGGCAUGAAGAUCCCCUCCGGCCUCUUCAUCCCCAGCAUGGCUGUGGGUGCCAUCGCCGGGCGCAUCGUGGGCAUCGCCGUAGAGCAGAUGGCGUACCACCAUCACGACUGGAUCAUCUUUAGGAGCUGGUGUCGGCCGGGGGCCGAUUGUGUGACGCCAGGACUCUACGCCAUGGUGGGGGCCGCAGCGUGUCUGGGAGGAGUGACACGCAUGACCGUGUCGCUGGUGGUCAUCAUGUUCGAGCUGACGGGAGGACUGGAGUACAUCGUGCCGCUGAUGGCCGCCGCCGUCACUAGCAAGUGGGUGGCGGACGCCUUCGGCAAAGAGGGCAUCUACGAGGCGCACAUCCAGCUCAACGGCUACCCCUUCCUCGAUGUGAAGGAUGAGUUCACGCACCGCACGUUGGCCGCCGACGUGAUGCGUCCGCGGCGCGGAGAGCCCCCGCUGGCCGUGCUCACCCGGGAGGGCACAACCGUGGAGGACGUAGAGGCGCUCAUCAACGAGACGGACUACAACGGCUUCCCCGUAGUGGUGUCUCGUGAAUCGGAGCGCCUUGUCGGCUUUGUGCAGCGCCGGGAUCUCACGCUGGCCAUCAAAACCGCCCGCCAGAAGCAGGAGGGGGUGGUGAGUGGCUCGGUAGUGUACUUCAGUGAGGAGGUCCCCCCGCUGCCUGCCAGCGCCCCCCAGCCGCUCAAGCUGCGCCGAAUCCUCAACCUGAGCCCCUUCACCGUCACCGACCACACGCCCAUGGAGACCGUGGUGGACAUCUUCCGGAAGCUGGGCCUCAGGCAGUGCCUGGUCACCCGCAGCGGACGCCUCUUGGGAAUCAUCACAAAGAAAGAUGUUCUAAGACACAUGGCCCAGAUGCUGAACCAGGACCCAGACUCCAUCAUGUUUAACUAACGCAACCCCCCCCCCCCCAACCCAAUCCCCCACCGCCACCAGUGAUGGCUGUUACUGCUUCACACCAUCAUCCUCAGUCCUGAUGUCUCACACCCUGGGGGGGGCUUGUCAGAGUGCCCCCCCCCCCUUCUGAAGUGGUCGGUCUGUGUCCUGACUUGUGCCAGUACGUAGACCUACAUUUGGGACCUUGUCCACGAGCCCCGUGUCCCCUGGGGUCCGAGGUCCAGCCCACCCGCCUCCAGCGGACGCACCUUGUGAUCUGGGCUCGAUCUGGACGUUACUGGGUUAUGUCGCCAAGUAAGACCUCGGGGCCGGGACUCUGGUGUCGCCCCCUGGAGGUGACGUGGGGUAUAGACUUCCAUGGAAGUGCCGUGUGGGGGCUGGACAUCCUGGGUUACUCAUGCCGAGAAAAUGGUCUGAUUUUCCUGAUGGCAGAUGCCAUGCUAGUUUUGGUGUUUGUUCAUGAGACAUACUGAGCCACACAUCAUGAUGCUAAUGAUGGAAGGGCCCAACGUACACGGCUCUAGCUUAUUUUUGAUGGCUUAGGUUUUGAGUACAGACAUUUUGCGUAAUGGUCAGCCCUGACAAUGUCCUUCCUAAACCUUCAUGACUUGUAGAUAUUUACACUUAUGUUUGUGGAUUAUAUACAGUAUUUGCACAAAUCCUUUGGCUUUUUUGGUCAUUGUAGUCACUAAGAGCAGAAGCUGGUAACUUACCUAGUUUGUAUGUCAUAACAAAAUUGAUCUGGUGUUAAUUCAAAUGAAAAUGCUGUUUUUUUAAUGUGUAAUUUAUUAGAUCUUUUUUUUUAAUAUGUUAGGUGAUCAGAUUGUCUACUUGUACAUAACACUGUGAUGGUGACGGUUGUUCUUGUCAAGUCCCAAAUUUAAAUGUUUUGACUAAAUCCUUUGUUUAUCUGGAAUCUGCAUCUUCAUGCCUUUUCAUGGUUUUGUGUGAUGCAUUGAUAAACCAUCCAUCUGAAACGUG
Paramormyrops kingsleyae is the source of this 3515-nucleotide messenger RNA. Its product is annotated as H(+)/Cl(-) exchange transporter 4-like. The record is from RefSeq and is a predicted model, not a curated record. Lineage: Eukaryota; Metazoa; Chordata; Actinopteri; Osteoglossiformes; Mormyridae. Gene Ontology annotation, cellular component: plasma membrane; synaptic vesicle; early endosome. Gene Ontology annotation, biological process: transmembrane transport; chloride transport. Gene Ontology annotation, molecular function: voltage-gated chloride channel activity.